AGCUGCUUCCACGCGAACAUGCCUCUGGCAAAAGAUCUCCUGCAUCCCUCCCCCGAGGAGAAGAGGGAGCAUAAGAAAAAGUGCUUGGUUCAGAGUCCUUACUUCAUGGAUGUGAAAUGUCCAGGUUGCUACAAAAUCACCACUGUGUUCAGUCAUGCUCAGACAGUGGUUCUCUGUGUCAGCUGCUCAACUGUCCUGUGGCAGCCCACUGGAGGAAAGGCCAGGUUGACAGAAGGAUGCUCCUUCAAAUGAAAGC
Molecule: messenger RNA, 256 nt
Organism: Euleptes europaea (tarantolino)
Lineage: Eukaryota; Metazoa; Chordata; Lepidosauria; Squamata; Sphaerodactylidae
Product: 40S ribosomal protein S27-like
Exons: 1
Coding region: 19-252 (77 amino acids)
Biological process (GO): translation; ribosomal small subunit assembly
Cellular component (GO): cytosolic small ribosomal subunit; ribosome
Molecular function (GO): structural constituent of ribosome; RNA binding
Source: RefSeq, a predicted model, not a curated record